CUUCCCUCUCCACUCUCCACUAUGGUCUCUCUCUUUCAGCUUCCUUUUAAGCAAGAGUUUGUUAACAUAUCUGUUUUGAGUUUAUCAACACAAGCUAGCGAGAUGGCUCGCUUGAAGUCUCUGCCUCUCUUUGCAUUCCUACUUGUUCCGUCUUCUAUUGUUCCUGAGAGUCGAGUAGCAAGGAAGGAGUUGGGAUUAGACUUAGGUGGUGUGGGAGUUGGAAUUGGUGCUGGUAUUGGUCUUGGCUUAGGUGGCAGUGGGUCAGGCUCAGGCUCUGGUUCUGGUUCUGGUGCUGGAUCAAGUGCUGGGUCAUCAGCCGGUUCAGGUGCUGGCUCAGGUGCUGGUUCUGGGUCUGGGGCUGGUUCAGGCUCUGGUCGUGGUCAAGGACGUGGAGCUGGAUCCGGUUCAGGCUCUGGUGAAGGACAAGGACAAGGGUUUGGUUCUGGAUAUGCUGUGGGCUACGGGGAGGGACAUGGCGAGGGUCGUGGUUCGGGAAAUGGGUCUGGUUAUGGUGAAGGUCGUGGGUAUGGGUCGGGUUAUGGCAGCGGGCAUGGAAAGUGAGGCAAUGUGAUUAUGUGAUAUACUUACUAUAUCUAUAAAUUGGUAAGGUCACCAUUUGGCAUAUAAAAUAAGGUGAUAG
Telopea speciosissima is the source of this 640-nucleotide messenger RNA. Its product is annotated as putative glycine-rich cell wall structural protein 1. The transcript has 3 exons. NCBI's taxonomy places the organism in Eukaryota, Viridiplantae, Streptophyta, Magnoliopsida, Proteales, Proteaceae. Bases 22 to 561 code for a protein of 179 amino acids. The record is from RefSeq and is a predicted model, not a curated record.